UAGGAGAGGAGGGAAAUAAAAAGAAAGACACGAGAGAGACAGAAAGGGAGAGAAGGGAGAGAGAAAUUGCGUAUAUCCCUCAUCCAUUUGGAUCAACCGAGUCAAGCGACCGAUUCAAAAACACCAACAACAACAUCAACAGCAAAAGAGGGCUUGGGCUAAAAUCACCCCAAAAGAGAACAGAGUGCGGGCGGGUGGUGUGGCAAUAGCCAAAAAAUGGAGAACAAGAAGGAGAUUAUUACAAGUCCUAGUCCUUCUCUAAUACGUUACCUCUCUCAUUCUUCUUUCUCUAGCCCUAGUUUUCCUUUUCUCUCUAAACUUAUUAUAACCUUAACCAAAGACCACCAAAUCUUUCUACCUCUUUUAUUUCUCUCUUCUCUCUCUUUUUUUAUUCUGGUCUUCUCUUCUCUUCUCUUCGCUUUUUUCUCCCUGCGCCUCCUUUCUUCUCCGGGUUAACAAACCAUCUUUGGAAUUGUUGGUUACUUUGACUUUGCUCUAUCUCGUUAUCUGUGUGAAGCAGCAAAGGACUGGAUAAUUUUUCACCAUAUGGAAGUUUUGGGUCUUGCGCAGUUUGAUACCAAGGGAAGUGCUAUAAGAAAGAAGAGGAGUCAUAUUUCUCGCAGGCCUAAGGAUUCCCAGACAUUUACAGACAAUCAUGAUUAUUCAUCAUUAUCGCCAUCACCACCAUCAGAUGACGGGAACAAGGGUUCUAGCUAUAAGAAUGCUGACAAUUCUAGGAGGAAAGAAUUCAAUCUUAAUCAAUCUGUCUCCAGGGUUUUUCCAGCUACUAGGACUGAAAGCAAAAAUGCGAUUUGUAACAGUAACUCGGGGAAAAGUGUGAUUAACAAUAAACGUUUUAGUGAAGGUGUUCUUGCCCCUGCAAAUUGGAGAAGCGCAAGCAACCUGAAGGAAUGCAUGGAUGUGGAGUCUACAACUGCAAAUAUGUACAGUGGAAGGAAUGGUGGAAGUUGGAGUUCAGAGCAGUCUGGAGUGAGUUUAGAUGCUUUAGGAAACGAAAGCAAGGUUAAAAAUGUUAAGCGUAAGGUUGGUGGUGUGGCACGCACAAUUAAUCCGAACUCAACAACUAAUGGUGUGUCUUCUACAGAAACUCGAUUCUCAGACACUUCCAGGUCAAGGCAGAAACUUGGUCUUCAGGGGAAUUUAGAGGAGGAUCAUUUUGUUUCAGGAAAGAGGCCUGGUUUGCAAGGAGUCCCUUGGAAGGAAUUCUCUGGAGGAGGUUUUAGUCUCGGGAAAGAGGAUUGUUCAAUGGGGACUAGCAAAAAUACUGCUGGGAAAGAAGGUGAUAAGCCUGAACCAGUUCGUAAGAGCAAGCGGGCCCCCAAGAGGCGUGUGCUGGAUGGUGAUGAUGAUGAGGAUGAUGAGAUUCGGUACCUAGAGAAACUCAAGUCAAAAGUCCCAACAAGACAUAAGGAAGAUGAUGGCAAUGAUGAUGAUGAAUCAAGUAAGAAGCAACAGAAACUUUCUACCUUGGAAAACAAUAGUGCUUCAAGGCUGGUUAAAGAUGGGAAGAAAAUAUCCAGAUCAGACCGAGCAUCAGAGGACGAAGAUAAUGAGGAAGAAGAAUCAUUAUCUAAUUGUGAUUUCGAAGGUAGUAAGAAGAAGCAGAAAAGGGAAUCUAUUGAGUCAUUGACAGAUGGUAAGAGGGAGAUGACUUUAACCAAGCGUCAACAGGCUCUUCAGUCAAGCAAAGAUGGCUCUUCUGUUCCUGAUACUAACUUAAUUGAGUUUCCAAAUGGAUUACCACCUGCACCAUCAAAAAAGCAAAAGGAGAAACUUACAGAAGUCGAGCAGCAAUUAAAGAAAGCUGAGGCAGCUCAGAGGCGGAGAUUGCAAGUUGAGAAGGCUGCGAGGGAAUCUGAGGCUGAGGCUAUAAGAAAAAUUCUUGGUCAAGAUUCCAGCCGGAAAAAGCGAGAAGAGAAAAUGAAGAAGCGUCUGGAAGAAAUGGCACAGGAGAAGGCUGUCAACGCCCAGAUGUCGAGCACCAUCAGAUGGGUCAUGGGUCCUACAGGGACUGUUGUGACAUUUCCCAAGGAUAUGGGUCUCCCUAGUAUUUUCGACUCUAAACCCUACAGCUAUCCUCCCCCAAGAGAGGUGUGCGCAGGCCCUUCUUGUACUAACCCGUACAAGUAUCGAGAUUCCAAGUCAAAGCUCCCGCUUUGCAGUCUACAGUGCUACAAGGCAAUGGAGCAAGAGGCAUCCUAAAACCAACUGCUGAUGCUAAAAGAAGUUUCUGCACAGCUCAUGUCAAUACAUAACAAGGGGGCAUUUUUUUUUCCAGUGUAGAGGGAUGAUUAUACAGAUAUGUGUGGUUCAUCUGCUGUCAUCUAUAGCUUAAGGAUUGAUUAAUAGAAAUUUGUCUUCAAUUGAAAGCAAACGAUGCUACUCAGAGCGUUCAAUAUAAUGAAAUUGAUGUUACU
This is a messenger RNA of Populus trichocarpa (black cottonwood), 2438 nucleotides long. RefSeq lists its product as uncharacterized. Gene Ontology annotation, cellular component: Ino80 complex. The record is from RefSeq and is a predicted model, not a curated record. Lineage: Eukaryota; Viridiplantae; Streptophyta; Magnoliopsida; Malpighiales; Salicaceae. Gene Ontology annotation, biological process: chromatin remodeling.